Globicephala melas (long-finned pilot whale) is the source of this 1287-nucleotide messenger RNA. RefSeq names its product synaptotagmin-15-like. Gene Ontology annotation, biological process: cellular response to calcium ion; regulation of dopamine secretion; calcium ion-regulated exocytosis of neurotransmitter. Gene Ontology annotation, molecular function: calcium ion binding; clathrin binding; calcium-dependent phospholipid binding. NCBI's taxonomy places the organism in Eukaryota, Metazoa, Chordata, Mammalia, Artiodactyla, Delphinidae. The record is from RefSeq and is a predicted model, not a curated record. Gene Ontology annotation, cellular component: plasma membrane; exocytic vesicle.
AUGGAGCGUAAGGCCCGCUCCUCGCAGCUAGCUGCGGAGCAGGUGGCCCUGGUGAUUGCGGGCAUCCUUGGGGGACUGCUGCUACUGCUGCUGUUGAUGGUGGUGAGCCGGUGUCUCUGGAAGAGGCUUUGCGCCACAUUCGCCUAUGAGGAGCUGUCAGGGACCACGGCUGCCUCCAGCACACAGGGACACAAGCUCUGCCCACCGGAUGCCAGGACCCAGGCGAGCAGGCCACCAGGUGUACCAUUCGUGGUGCCCCCUUCCCUCCAAAGCCAAGACUGGGUGCCCCUAAGCAGCAGAGAGUGGGCCCAGGCCCCACAGGACCCCUGCCCAGCCCCGGAGCUCCUGCCUCAUGCCACCCGCAGCAAUCUUGGAGACGCAUGCGUGGUGGGGACCAUCAAUCCAGAGCUCUACAAGAUCCCGGAGGACAAAAGUGAGACCCACUUCCCUGAGGGCUGCCUGGGGCGGCUGUGGUUCUCUGUGGAAUACCAGCAGUGGGCCGAGCGACUGCUGGUGGGCCUGAUCAAGGCACAGCGGCUGCAAGCCCCCUCAGAGCCCUGUAGCCCCCUGGUGAAGCUCCACCUGCUACCGGAUGAGCGGCGCUUCCUCCAGUCCAAGACCAAACGCGGAACAACCAGCCCACAGUUCGACGAGCACUUCAUCUUUCAGGUGCCCAGCAAGAGUGUCACCCAGAGGGUGCUGAGGUUCACGGUGUACCACGUGGACAGGCAGAGGAAGCACCAGCUCCUGGGCCAGGUGCUGUUCCCCCUGAGGACGGAGACCCUGGCGGGCGACUGUCGGCGCAUCAUCUGGAGAGACCUGGAGGCUGAGAGCCUGGAGCCUCCCUCCAAGUUUGGCGACCUCCAGUUCUGCCUCAGCUACAACGACUGCCUGAACCGCCUCACGGUGAUCGUGCUGCGAGCCAAGGGCCUCCGACUCCUCCAGGAUGACGCGAGCUUUGUCAGUGUGCUUGUCAAGGUGUCUCUGAUGAACCACAACAAGUUUGUCAAGUGCAAGAAGACUUCGGCUGUGCUGGGCUCCGCCAACCCUGUGUACAGCGAGACCUUCAGCUUCAAGGCCGACCCUGCUGAGCUGGACACGGCGAGCCUCAGCCUGGCAGUGCUGCAGAGGGCCGAAGGGGACAGGAGCCGCGAGUUGGGCCGGGUGGUGGUGGGCCCCUACAUGUACGCCCGAGGCAAAGAGCUGGAGCACUGGAACGAGAUGCUUAGCAAACCCAAGGAGCUGGUGAGGCGCUGGCACGCGCUCUGCUGCACCACUGAGCCCUGA